GAAAGUGUUGUAGGUAAAAAAAAAAAAAAAGAUCGGCCCGGGGCAGCCGGUGUAUCUCGAGGUGCGAUUGCCGAAAGGAAAGCGGGAGGAAGCCAGCGUUGCCCUCCGCGGCAGCUGCCGGGAGGGAAAGCGGAUUCUUUAUUUACUUGUCCCCUCUCUUCACCCCAGCGGGCGGAGGAGUUCAAACCGGAGCUGACGGCCGCGAAGAAAAGCGGCUGCAGCUGCGCGGAGGGCUGAGCGUUUCUGGAGCGAAGGCUGGCGGUGUCAAAAGAAGCCCCGCGGCGGCCGAUUUGCCUCGGAAUGAGCCCUUGAAGAGGGAAAGGGGCUGACCUGGGGAGGAGGAGGAGGAGAUGAAAGAAGGGAGCCGGCGGGGGACGGUGUCUUAACUUGUAGAUCGGAGGGGUCGCUAAGCGGAUUUGGAGCUGCUGGGGGAGAAAAGGACAGUUGGAGGGAAAUACAGUGCCUGCCCCUCACCGGCUGCCUCGCCACCUUCCACUUUAGCUUCUUUUUGAGUAUUCCAAAGAACACAAUUUCCCCCUCCGGCACCUCCAUCCCCACUUUCCACCACCCCCUCCCCGCGGCCCUCCAGCAGGUUGGCAAGCAAAAAUGGAGAGGAAGACGAAAUGAAGAGGAGGGGAAAUCCCCGGCUGGCAAAAUUCACGGCGAGCCGGACGAAUCGCGCCUCCCCGGGGAGAUCGGCGGGUUCCGACAGGGGAGUUUGGAACGCCGGAGGUGAUCUGGAUGAGGAAGAAAGGAGGAAAAUGCAGCGAGGGGAGCGCGGGAAGAGGUGGGUGAAAGACGCCCACUUCAGGUGUUUCGAAAAAUGACGGAUUGGUUUUUGACAGCUGGUGGGAACCUUGUUUGCUCGCUCGCUCGUUGGAUCUCCUCCUCCCGCUCUCUCUCUCCCCCCCUCUUUUUCCAAGCUCUCGCCCGCCGCCGCCGCCGCUGUUCGCCUCAGCGUCUCUUUCCAUUUGAUGUGAGGCUCUGAAAAACGCAGAGGAGUUGGAAGGAAAGGCGAAGGGAUAUAGUAACGCGGAGAGUUGGGCUUGCUGGCUGGCUCCUGGCUGAAAUAAAAAAUCCGAUUGCGCACUGGGUUGUGAUUGGAAAUCUAAUCAGAUCCUUGAAUCGGCGGAGAGGGAGGGUGGCGAGAGAAACCCUAAAGUUGGUUGGGGGAGAAAUAAUGUAAGAGGCUGCGCGCCCGGCUGGUGAGAAGAAGGAAUCAGAGGCACCGAGAUCAUGGGAACCCUCGAUCUGUGGUGGAAGCACAUGGAUCGGAGAAUCGAGCGGGCGGCUAAGAAAAAAGGACGCGAAGGGUCUUCCCUGGCUCCCGCUGGAUCUUAGCAGACAGACCCAAAAGAAAUCGCCUUAAACGGAGGGGCCGUGGGGUCGUUGCUGAGGCGAACUGUGGCGGCGGCGGCGGUGGGCGAGAAAAAACCCCAACCAAAACAGUCGGCAAAAUCUUUCCUUCGGGGAUUCAAAAGGAGUUAAGUAUUGGAGAGAGGGAGAGGCAAAGGAUGCGAGACCUCACCACAAGAUCCGGGCAGGAAUGAAAAGUUUCCCAACGAAGAAAGACUCUUUUCGUCGAACUGCUUGUUUUCGGUUUGGGUUUUUCCCUUCCUCGGUUUUUUUUUUUCUUUUCCCCCUUCACCUGAAGCCUGUCCCGUCCGUUUGUGCCCUGAUGAAGAAAGAAGUUGAUACAGGCAGGGACAUUUGAAAACAGCCACGUCUUAAGAGUGACGGCCGGAGAGGGGAGCGAGGAAGCCAGGAAAGAAAAAUAUCGCGUAAAGGAAGCUGGAAAAGGGGGGAAAAAAACAGCAGGCUUGGAGCUCUUUUGGACCGAACUAGAUGGAAAAUUGCAGAUGGAUAUUUAAUUUCCUAUCCUUUUUUCCUCCCAUCAAACUGGAUCUGUUGCCGAGAUGAUGUAGUUUUGCCCUUGGUGGUGGUGGUGCCUGGUUUUUUUUUUAAUUUUUUUUUUCUUUUCAAACACCCCCCCCCCUCUCUUUUCUUCUUCUUCAUUCUGGAUAUCCUUCUUUUGCUCCUGGGUGAUUUUCAAAUACAGUUAAGACUAUGAAGAAAAACUGGCACUUUGACACAAGUGGGUUGGCUUCAAUAUUGCUAGCCCCCCAAAAGAAGUCCUUUGUGUGUGUGACUCAAGCAAGUAGAAUUACUUCUAGAGUACCUGCUUUACGGGCCAGGAAUUAAGAAGGGUAAAAGAUGGACUAAGUAUUCUGACUAUUGGAACUCCUGAAGGACCAACUCCAAAUAAAUUAUGAAUGUUGAACAAGAUGAGCUUACAUCCACAGCAGAUAAUGAUAGGUCCUAGGUUUAACAGGGCCCUAUUUGACCCCUUGCUUGUGGUGCUACUGGCUCUUCAACUUCUUGUGGUUGCUGGUUUGGUCAGAGCUCAGACUUGCCCUUCUGUCUGUUCCUGUAGCAAUCAGUUUAGCAAAGUAAUUUGUGUGAGAAAGAAUCUGAGAGAGGUCCCUGAUGCUAUAUCUACUAACACUCGGUUAUUGAAUCUCCAUGAGAACCAAAUUCAAAUAAUCAAAGUAAAUAGCUUCAAACACCUGAGGCAUCUAGAAGUCUUGCAACUGAGCAGGAAUCACAUUAGAACAAUUGAAAUUGGGGCCUUCAAUGGUCUGGCUAAUCUCAAUACUCUGGAACUCUUUGACAAUCGUCUUAGCACCAUUCCUAAUGGGGCAUUUGUGUACUUGUCAAAAUUGAAGGAACUUUGGUUGCGAAACAACCCCAUUGAAAGUAUUCCUUCUUAUGCUUUUAAUAGAAUCCCUUCCCUGAGGAGGUUAGAUCUGGGGGAAUUAAAACGGCUUUCAUAUAUCUCUGAAGGUGCCUUUGAAGGUCUAUCCAAUUUGAGGUAUUUGAACCUUGCUAUGUGCAACCUUCGGGAAAUUCCUAACCUCACACCACUUGUAAAACUGGAUGAGCUAGAUCUUUCUGGGAACCACUUAACUGUUAUCAAGCCAGGGUCUUUUCAAGGAUUAAUGCACUUGCAGAAAUUGUGGCUGAUCCAAUCCCAGAUUCAGGUGAUUGAAAGGAAUGCCUUUGAUAACCUUCAGUCACUAGUAGAGAUCAAUCUGGCCCACAAUAAUCUAACACUACUGCCUCAUGACCUCUUCACACCUCUCCGUCUGGAAAGAAUCCACCUGCAUCAUAACCCUUGGAACUGCAACUGCGACAUCCUAUGGCUCAGCUGGUGGAUUAAAGACAAAGCACCCUCCAACACUGCAUGCUGUGCCCGUUGCAACACACCUCCCAGCUUGAAAGGAAGAUACAUUGGUGAGUUGGACCUAAACUACUUCACAUGCUAUGCUCCUGUGAUUGUGGAGCCACCAACAGACCUCAAUGUCACUGAAGGCAUGGCUGCUGAGCUUAAAUGCCGAGCAUCAACAUCCUUGACCUCUAUAUCUUGGAUUACUCCAAAUGGAUCUGUUAUAACACAUGGGGCUUAUAGGGUUCGGAUUUCUGUGCUCAGUGAUGGCACGUUAAACUUUACAAGGGUAACCGCGCAAGACACAGGCUUGUAUACAUGCUUGGUGAGUAACUCUGUGGGGAAUACAACAGCUUCUGCAACUCUUAAUGUAACCGCACAGGAGUGUAUUACUUAUUUUUCAACCAUCACAGUAGAAACUGUGGAACCUUCUCAGGAUGAGGCACGGACCACAGAACAGGUUUGGCCCACACCAGUUAUUGAUUGGGACACCACUAAUGCAACAACCUCUCUCACACCACAGAGCACAAGGUCAAUGGAAAAAGCAUUCACAAUUCCUGUGACAGAUUUAAGCAACGGGAUCCCAGGAAUAGAUGAGGUUAUGAAGACUACCAAAAUCAUAAUUGGUUGUUUUGUGGCAAUCACUCUUAUGGCUGCUGUGAUGUUGGUCAUUUUUUACAAAAUGAGAAAACAACAUCACCGGCAAAAUCAUCAUGCUCCAACACGGACUGUAGAAAUCAUUAAUGUGGAUGAUGAACUUACAGGUGAUACACCUAUAGAAAGUCAUUUGCCCAUGCCAGCAAUAGAGCAUGAGCACUUAAACCACUAUAACUCUUAUAAAUCUCCUUUCAACCACACAACAACAGUUAACACAAUAAAUUCCAUACACAGUUCAGUGCAUGAACCAUUAUUGAUCCGAAUGAACUCUAAAGACAAUGUACAAGAGACUCAGAUCUAAACCAUUUACAGAUUUAAGGGGGAAUUUAAAACAAAAAAAAAGACAGUUUAUUAAAAAAAAUGACACAGAUGACUGGGCUAAAUCUACUGUUUCAAAAAAAGUGUCUUUACAAAAAAAGAAAUUUAUUUAUUAAAAAUUCUAUUGUGAGCGAAAGCAGACAAAAUUAUGUGUAUUCCUCAGAACCUCUUUUUGCUGCAUUUAUUUACCCUACUCUACUGAUUUCCCUUUCCUUUCUUCUCUCCCAUACCUUCCCUUCUAUCCCAUUUGCCAUAUUUUUCAUAGAACAACUUGAUUCUCUAAAGAACUGGUCUAGGAAUUUUUGUAAGAAUUCUGUUAAUGCUUUGGGAAUUUUUAUGGUGAAUUCUAGUGGUGAGAUUCGGUCUAUUUUGUCUUUUUUCAUUUCAUUUUCUUCUCAUGCCCUUUUUGAAAUGGUUCAGAGAGGGAAUGGAUGUUAGCAGUAGAUUCACGAGAACAAUCAAGGAACAGAAACAAACAAAACAAAAUAUUUUAUUUUUCUUUUAUUUUUUCACAUUUCUGUAUUUCCUGAAGGGACAAUUCUGUGGAAGGGGGAAAAAAUCCAAGAAAUUAAUUUUCAUGUGAGCAUCUAUACAACCCAUGAUCUUUUAAACAACUCUAGAACCAGGAUUUGUAGUUCAAACACUAAAAUAAGAUUAUAAAUAAAAUAUUGUUGGUUUUUUUCUGUACUCAUUUUUAGUGUGAUGUUAAAAUGUCAAAAGAUUGUUCCACGUUUUACAUUUUUUUCAUCCAUCAUUCCAUGGCUUUCCUUCAAAAACAAACAAAAUAAUGGUAACAGAAAUAUUAUAACAACAUUUUGAAUUUUAACUGAAAGUAAUAAUACACUUUUUUUACCUAAUAACCAGCAUACCAUGCCUAAAAAUUAAUGAUCACAGACAAUAAUUCAGGAAACUGACUGGGGUUAAAUAAAUUAAAUGAAUUUAUUGAUGAAAUGAAUGAAAGUUAUCUUCACAUUUGAUCAGAAUUUUUCAUUAGAUAAAAUCACUUUGUCCCUGGAAUGUUCUAAAAAUUCUUCCUCAGAAUUUUGAUUGAACAAUUCGUUCUUGACUGGACACCAAAGGAUUUGCUACCUUGUUAACAAAAGUAUUUGUGUGGGAGCAUCCAUUUUAUAUUUAAAGGCAAGAAAAGAAAGAAAGAAAAAAAAGAGAAGGUAGGGAAGGAGGGAUGGAAGAAAGGAAGGAGAAAGAAAGAAAAGAAAGAAAAUGAAGGAAAAAAGGAAAAAAAGAAAGAAAGAAAGAAAGAAAGAAAGAAAGAAAGAAAGAAAGAAAGAAAGAAAGAAAGAUGGGAGGGAGGGAAGCAAGGAAAGGAGGAAGAGAGGAAAAGAGAGAGAGAGAGAGAGAUAUUUGAAAUGAUAUUUGCUAUCCAAAGUUCUAAAACCAUUGGUCCAAAUAAUUUGAUCCAACACUAAUUUUAACCAUGUGUUGGAAUGUGGCCUUAAUUUGUAAAUAAAGGUUAUAAUGAACCAUAAGUAUUAUUCAUCUACUUUUUCUGGCUUUGUUGGUGUCUUCUAUAGCAAGCCAAGGGCAUCAGCAAAAGGUUCAGGCUUCACCAGGCUUGUUUGAAAGUAUAUCAUUAACCUUUAGUUUUAGCCAACAUUUUGUUAGUGUUCAUGUGAAAUAAAGUUUUUAUUUAUUUAUUUUGAUUGCAUGAAAACAAAGCUGCAAAUAUGGAUGCUGUUUGCUAUUUAGCUCAACUGAAAUAUGGUUGAACAAGAUAAGCUAACAAAUAAAAUUGUGACACUGAAAAAAAUCCAGGAACAGUAGUCAACAACAGAAAUUAAUGGGGAGGGGGGGAAAUACAAUUCCCUUAAUUCUUUUUCCUUUUAUCUGACGUAAACCAAUGAUAAGUAUCAGAAAUCCAAGUGAGAGGUGGCCCUCAAGAGGAUUUUUCAAUGAUGAACUGAAUUCCUUAAUUAAAAUAAUAUGAACUGUGAUUAGAAGAUCCAUUGGAAUUGUUCUAGUCAGAAGAUCCAUUCAAGAUCAUUCCUUUCUUCGUUUUUAUGAAGGAGUAAUUAUUCUUCAGAGUUAUGACGCAGAAACUGAAAAUCAGAAACCAAGCAGACUACAAUCCAAAACAUUUCUUGUAGGUUAGACUCUCAGCCUUGACAAAGUUCUGCUUUUUAAGGAAGAGGAUCAUAAGCAGAAAAUUGGCAUCUGAUUAAACACUUAAACAGCACUGAUCUUUGUUUUCUUUUCUCCCUUUGACAAAAAUAUUAUUUGAAGGAGGGGGAAAAUAUUGAUGUCCAUAUAACUAAUAAAUUUAAAUUUGUGUUAAUAAUUAACACAAAU
This is a messenger RNA of Ahaetulla prasina, 6508 nucleotides long. It is a transcript of the gene LRRC4C, whose product is annotated as leucine rich repeat containing 4C. The record is from RefSeq and is a predicted model, not a curated record. Gene Ontology annotation, cellular component: glutamatergic synapse; plasma membrane; postsynaptic density membrane. Gene Ontology annotation, biological process: synaptic membrane adhesion; regulation of axonogenesis; modulation of chemical synaptic transmission. Lineage: Eukaryota; Metazoa; Chordata; Lepidosauria; Squamata; Colubridae. Gene Ontology annotation, molecular function: cell-cell adhesion mediator activity. Bases 2274 to 4184 code for a protein of 636 amino acids. The transcript is spliced from 3 exons.